UCUAAGACGGUGGAUUCCGGAGGCACUUAUUCCAGAACUUUCGAGAGCCACACACGUCGCCGAUUCGCCUCCGCCUCUUCGCUUCGCUCUGUUUAUUCUUCCGUGCUUCCGCGUGGUUCUCCCGGCACGAGAUCGGAUGACUAGGGGAAGCCAGAGAGAAACCGACCGGCAGAGGGCUCAGGCCCGAAAAGGUCAGGUGAAGCAGAGAGAAGACGGCCUGACCCCCGAGCAGCGCCGCGAGAGGGAUGCAAAAGCACUCCAAGAGAAGGCAGCCAAGAAGGCUGCACAAGCAGCAGCUGGUGGAGGCACCACGGACUCCAAAAACAAAGGCAGUGCAAAGAAGUGAUUCCUCAGGUCAUUAAUUUAAGAGGAUCAUGACGUUAUCUUCCCAAAUUGAUCUUGCUUAGUGGACUAUAUCCUUGUAUCUUUGAUUUAUUCUUAUGUGGCUACUGUUUGAUUAGAAAGUCUUGAACUUCAAAUUAAAAGUAAUCUGUUUGCUUCUCA
Messenger RNA from Musa acuminata AAA Group (dessert banana), 504 nucleotides. RefSeq lists its product as uncharacterized. The transcript has 3 exons. The record is from RefSeq and is a predicted model, not a curated record. The coding region runs from base 137 to 346 and encodes 69 amino acids. NCBI's taxonomy places the organism in Eukaryota, Viridiplantae, Streptophyta, Magnoliopsida, Zingiberales, Musaceae.